AGCGCCAGCGCUGGAAUCGCCCCCGGGCUUGGGAGUGGCCUCGCGAGGCCGGCGCGCGCCCCGGGGCCGAGGAAUCCGUCUGCCCGCCCAAGCGUCGGCCACGAGAGAGCGGGAGCCUCGCUGCUCCCCAUUUCAGAGUCAGCGCUUUGGGACCAAGGUAGUCUGGCGCACGGAUGCCGAACCUUAUCCGGGCUAGUAGUGGGUGAGAGAGCCCAGAAACAGGGAGAGGUGGGCAGCGGGCUGGAGCGCGGCGCCGGGAGUUGGAGAGCCGGUGACUUUCCCGUGAAGUUGCUUUGUACACUCCCGGGAAGCGUCUGUAAGUCUAGGGGUUCUGGUCCUGGCGAGACGGAGUGGCAUCCUCCUUGGGAAACUUCGCCCCCAACCCCGUUUGGAAGCCCCAGACCCCAAAUCGACUUGCGCCGCUCCCUCCUUCCCCGUCGGGACCCGGGCCGCCUGCGCACGCCACUCCCUCUCGAGCCCUCUCACUCUCUCCCUAGAGGUGGAGGAAGACCUGGGCCGUGCUCUACCCGGCCAGUCCCCACGGCGUAGCUCGGCUCGAGUUCUUUGACCAUAAGGGGUCGAGCUCUGGGGGUGGCCGAGGGAGCUCGCGCCGCCUGGACUGCAAGGUGAUCCGUCUGGCUGAGUGUGUGAGUGUGGCCCCCGUCACCGUGGAGACCCCCCCUGAGCCCGGCGCCACUGCAUUCCGCCUGGACACUGCUCAGCGCUCGCACCUGCUGGCGGCCGACGCGCCGUCCAGUGCAGCCUGGGUGCAGACGCUGUGCCGAAACGCCUUUCCGAAAGGCAGUUGGACUCUGGCUUCUACUGAUAACCCACCUAAGCUUUCUGCCCUGGAGAUGCUGGAGAACUCCUUGUACAGCCCUACCUGGGAAGGAUCCCAAUUCUGGGUAACGGUGCAGAGGACUGAGGCCGCCGAGCGCUGUGGCCUGCAUGGCUCCUACGUGCUGAGGGUGGAGGCUGAGAGGCUGACUCUCCUGACCGUGGGGGCCCAGAGUCAGAUACUGGAGCCACUCCUGUCCUGGCCCUACACUCUGUUGCGUCGCUAUGGCCGGGACAAGGUCAUGUUCUCUUUUGAGGCCGGCCGCCGCUGCCCCUCAGGCCCUGGAACCUUCACCUUCCAGACGGCACAGGGAAAUGACAUCUUCCAGGCAGUUGAGACUGCCAUCCACCGGCAGAAGGCCCAGGGAAAGGCCGGACAGGGGCACGAUGUUCUCAGAGCUGACUCCCAUGAAGGGGAGGUGGCAGAGGGGAAGUUGCCUUCCACACCUGGCCCCCAAGAGCUCCUCGACAGUCCCCCAGCCCUGUAUGCUGAGCCCUUAGACUCCCUGCGCAUUGCUCCAUGCCCUUCCCAGGAUUCCCUAUACUCAGACCCCUUGGACAGCACCCCUGCUCGGGCAGGAGAGGGAGUACAACGGAAGAAACCUCUCUAUUGGGACUUGUAUGCGCAUGCGCAGCAGCAGUUGCUGAAGGCCAAGCUGACGGACCCCAAAGAGGACCCCAUCUAUGAUGAACCUGAGGGCCUGGCCCCAGUCCCUCCCCAGAGCCUUUAUGAUCUGCCUCGGGAGCCCAAGGAUGCAUGGUGGUGCCAAGCUCGGGUGAAGGAGGAGGGCUAUGAGCUCCCCUACAACCCUGCCACUGAUGACUACGCUGUGCCACCCCCUCGGAGCACAAAGCCCCUCCUUGCUCCCAAGCCCCAGGGCCCAGCCUUCCCUGAACCUGGUACUGCAACUGGCAGUGGCAUCAAAAGCCACAACUCAGCCCUGUACAGCCAGGUUCAGAAGAGCGGGGCCUCAGGGAGCUGGGACUGUGGGCUCUCUAGAGUAGGGACUGACAAGACUGGGGUCAAGUCAGAGGGCUCUACCUGAGAAGGAGGGCAAGGCUGAGGUGGCUAAGGAGGACCAUGGGGAGGUGGCACUAGGGAUCAAAGAAAAUGGUUAGAACCAGCAGAAGUCAGAGCGUGGGAGGGGCCAUGCUGUGUGAGACCAGGGGACCAGAGGGAUAGGAGAGUCAAGGGAAGGACAAUCCCAGGAAGUCCUAAGAAGUGGGGCAGAUGGCAGGGCUGAGGGAUGGGCUCUGCAUCCUCCUAGACCCAUCCCUUCCCCACUUCCCCAAAGGAAGGGACAGCCGUGGGACCAGGUCUGUGGAAAGUGGUGCAUGGUCAGAAUGGGUGCAGUUUGAGGGGCCUGUGUGGAGGCCUCAGGGAGAUGUUGGACUGUGUCUGGAUCCUUACUCCUGCAUUGUUCUUUGCCAGAGACCUAUUUAAAAAAUUUGAAAUUCUCAUUAAAGUCAGCUUGGGUUUAAGAA
Molecule: messenger RNA, 2322 nt
Organism: Pongo pygmaeus (Bornean orangutan)
Lineage: Eukaryota; Metazoa; Chordata; Mammalia; Primates; Hominidae
Gene: DOK1
Product: docking protein 1
Exons: 5
Coding region: 855-1883 (342 amino acids)
Biological process (GO): positive regulation of MAPK cascade; cell surface receptor protein tyrosine kinase signaling pathway; Ras protein signal transduction
Cellular component (GO): cytoplasm
Source: RefSeq, a predicted model, not a curated record